Aspergillus nomiae NRRL 13137 is the source of this 471-nucleotide messenger RNA. Its product is annotated as tautomerase family protein. The coding region runs from base 1 to 471 and encodes 156 amino acids. The transcript has a single exon. The record is from RefSeq and is a predicted model, not a curated record. NCBI's taxonomy places the organism in Eukaryota, Fungi, Ascomycota, Eurotiomycetes, Eurotiales, Aspergillaceae.
AUGCCUCUCUGGCAAAUUUACCACCCACCGGGCACACUUGAGGAUGGGGCUUCCAAAAAGGCCUUUGCAGAAGACAUUACCGAAAUGUACACCGACCUUGGCCUGCCCGCCUUCUAUGUAGUGGUGAAUUUCUUCGAAAUGGAUACCAAAAACACUUAUAUUGGCGGCGUUUCCAAGACUGCCAAGGACAAGCCUUUCAUUCGCAUAGUCAUCACCCAUAUUGCUAUUCACAUCCCUGAUGCCGAUGCAGUGUACCUUCGAACGACCUCUCGUCUGGACAAAAUUGUGAAACCUCAUUUGUUGGACAAAGGAUACGAUUUCGAAUACCACGUGGAUGAGACGGAACGACGACUUUGGAAGAUCAAUAGCCUGAUUCCGCCUCAAUACAAGAGUCCGGAGGAACAGGUUUGGGUGAAGGAAAACCGCCCAAGUCCGUACGAGGGCGCGUAUCCUCCCACUUCAGCCAACUAA